AUGUUGGCACUGAACAGCAGCCAUAUUCCAGCAACAUUCAUCUUGGUGGGCUUCCCUGGUCUGGAAGCCAUCUAUGGCUGGAUCUCCAUUCCAAUCUGCUUGAUGUUUAUCAUAUCAUUUGGUGGGAAUGGGUUAAUUCUUCAUGUGAUAAUCAGAGACUACAAACUCCACCAGCCAAUGUUCAUAUUCCUCUCCAUGCUGGAAGUCACUGACAUCCUCUUCUUGCUUUCUACAUGUCCAACGAUGCUAAGUAUUUUCCUCUUCAACUACCAGAUCAUUAGAUCUGAAGCUUGUCUCUUACAGAUGUUCUUCAUCCACGUACAGGCCAUAAUUCAGUCCUCAGUAUUGGUAGCUAUGGCCUUUGACCGAUUUGUAGCCAUCUGUCAGCCUCUAAGAUACACUUCCAUUCUUAGCAAUUCUGUAAUAACCAAGGUUGGCUUGUUCUCUGUCCUCCGGGGUACUCUGAUCCAUGUCCCACCAGUGACUAGCCUCCUCUUUCUGCCAUAUUGCAAAGGCAAUCUUCUGUCCUAUUCAGUCUGCGUGCAGCAGGACGUUAUGAAGUUGGCCUGUGAUGGAACCAAUACCUUCAACAUCAUGUAUGGCCUUGCAGCCAUCCUCUGCACAGUUGCUUUGGAUUUGGCACUUAUUAUACUAUCUUACAGCCUCAUAAUUAGAGGUGUGCUUGAUGUUACCUCAGAAAUGGAGCAGAAGAGGUUAUUUAACACAUGCGCCUCUCAUCUCUUAGCUGUUAUCUCUUUCUAUGCUUCUAACCUGGCAUCAACUGUAUCAAACAGAUUUGGAAUUCAGAUGAAUCCAGUAUCUAAAAGUGUUGCGGCCAAUACUUUAAUAUUUGUUUCCCCCCUGCUGAACCCCAUCAUUUACAGCAUCAAGAACAAACAGAUCCGCGACAGCUUGUAUCAAGUGUUCCACAAACAUAAGAUAGGUUUCUAA
Molecule: messenger RNA, 951 nt
Organism: Pseudophryne corroboree (corroboree frog)
Lineage: Eukaryota; Metazoa; Chordata; Amphibia; Anura; Myobatrachidae
Product: olfactory receptor 51A4-like
Exons: 1
Coding region: 1-951 (316 amino acids)
Biological process (GO): G protein-coupled receptor signaling pathway
Cellular component (GO): plasma membrane
Molecular function (GO): olfactory receptor activity; G protein-coupled receptor activity
Source: RefSeq, a predicted model, not a curated record